This is a messenger RNA of Contarinia nasturtii (swede midge), 1301 nucleotides long. RefSeq names its product COP9 signalosome complex subunit 7b (gene CSN7). Gene Ontology annotation, cellular component: COP9 signalosome. Bases 245 to 1105 code for a protein of 286 amino acids. The record is from RefSeq and is a predicted model, not a curated record. Lineage: Eukaryota; Metazoa; Arthropoda; Insecta; Diptera; Cecidomyiidae. Gene Ontology annotation, biological process: COP9 signalosome assembly. The transcript has 5 exons.
AAAAAUGCAAGUUAAAGUUUGACAUUUCGUUAGUCACACAACAUUCAUUCCGCUUUUAUACAUCUGAACCGUAUUCUCAUUUUUAUAAUUUGUGUGGACCGAUUGUUUUGAACGAUUUGUUGGCAUUUUCAUUUCAACUAAAAUCGUUUUGUGAUCGACUGAUUAUUUACGUUAUUUAGUUGAACCAAAUUGGCUUUCUUUUGAUCGAUUGUGGUGAUUGAAUUGGAUUUAAAUAUUACGAACAAUGGCAUUGCACGCGGGAGCUAUGUUGAUCGAUGAAAGCGAUACCAAGAAACCCGUUGCACACAAUCCAUUGGAACAGUUUGUACUGUUGUCAAAAGGAACAAAAGGUGCUGCGUGCCGAGAUUUAAUCAAAACCGUACUUGAAGCUCCCGGCGUCUUUGUAUUCUCGGAACUAUUGGCACAACCAAAUAUACGCGAGCUGGAAAACACACCACACGCCAACUAUUUGAACACAUUGAAUUUGUUCGCCUACGGUACAUACAAAGAGUACUUGGAAAAUAAAAGUUCACUCAUCGAACUGACUGAUGGAAUGAAAAAGAAACUAAAACAUCUCACAAUUGUCACAAUGGCUAUUAGUAAUAAAUGUAUUGCAUAUAGUGAUUUGCUCGAACAAUUGGACAUUGGUUGCGUUCGUGAACUUGAAGAUUUGAUCAUUGAAUCGAUUUAUGCUGAUAUUAUUCAUGGAAAAUUGGAUCAAAAAAACAAACAGUUAGAGGUUGAUUAUGCAAUUGGUCGUGAUAUUCGAGCGGAAGAUGUUAAACAAAUUUCAGCUACACUGCAAGAAUGGUGCGAUUCAUGUGAAUCUGUUCUUCAAACAAUUGAAAAUCAAAUUGAUCGCGCCAACACUGCCAAAGCCACACGCACCAAACACAACGAAGACUUGGAUGCAGAGAUUGCCAAUUUGAAGAAAACAUUGAAAACACAUUUAACCGAUAUUGAUGAAGACUAUGCGAUGGAUUACAAAGAAUCGACGUCAUCAACAACAACGGCAUCAACCACAGGCGAUCCCCGCAUCAAAAAGAACAAAUGUAAAAUUAUGAAACCAUCGAGCGGUGGCGGCCUUAUGAAAUUCCAUCGAUAAUAAAUGAUUGAGCCACCAUUCACGUUUAUUUGCCGUCUCCUCUUAACGAAUGGAACAACUAUAUGAAUUUGGGAGUUGCUAAGACGCAGGCUUCCAAGUUGCAAGUAAUCCCAAAUAACUCAACGGAUCAACAUAAAUAGAGAAAAAAAAAACUAAAAAUGAAAAAAAUAAGAAGAAAUUUUGAUUUUUUGUUUUG